Molecule: messenger RNA, 14692 nt
Organism: Limulus polyphemus (Atlantic horseshoe crab)
Lineage: Eukaryota; Metazoa; Arthropoda; Merostomata; Xiphosura; Limulidae
Exons: 8
Coding region: 654-2597 (647 amino acids)
Molecular function (GO): phosphotyrosine residue binding
Source: RefSeq, a predicted model, not a curated record
CAGUAGCCGCUGAGAUGCUUGUCUUCAUUCAAGAUCCAGUCCUUUCUUGAUAAACCAUAUGAAGAGCUGUCACGUCUCCUUGUUGGAUUCAUCUCCAUCUUCGCUCUCCAAUCUCCUCAACUGAAUAAUUUAAAUUGGUCAUCUCCGAAGCACUCAGACGAGAAACGUAACAGCAAGUGAAAGGAUGCAGUUGAAAUAGGUCAUAUAAAGAUUGAGCACGAAAUGGCAUUUUAUACGACACUUCGUCUGAACAGCCAGGACAGAAGCUUCAAUGUUUUGAAAUAGCCAUCUCUAAUUUACAGCUGCUGACCAGAGGGAAUAGGUAACCAGUAAGCCCCACUCGCCACCUGCACGGAGUUGAAUGCCACUUUUAUAAAGUGCCCACAGCUGAAAGUGUGGAACUGGUAUUGAGGUCUCGAACCGUGGACCUUUCGAUACGCAGCGCGGCAAGCUAACUACUAAGCCACGCCGAUUCAUCUUUUUGGUACUUGAACUGAACUUCUGGAUAUGAAUAGUUUUCCAAAUAUAUAUCUCGGCGGUUUUUCUAUCUAAGAAUUCAAUCAUUACAACUUCAAGAACAAAUUUUACAGUGUUAUGGAGAAUGAAGGCUAAUACAAAGCUGAAGUACUGAAACAAGGACUGUGACAUUCUCGAUGGCAAGACAUCUUUAUGAAACGGCAUUCGACAGCAAAGUUCGACGUGAAGUAGAGGAUAUUGACGAGUUGGCUCAAAGUCCCGUGCUGUCAGAGUUCAGACGAAGAAGACACAGCUCUGGGCCAAGAUCAGGCUCCGCGCCGUCUUCCACCAGCGGAUCUUCUUCUAAUACACCAACCCACCAACCAUAUGUUAUAGCUAGGGAGUCGCCACGUAGGGUUCUUCGUCAGGCUCUUCCUCAGUUUUGUCCCACAGAAAAAAGAAAAGUGACUCUGGUGCGAGAUAGUCCCCGUUCUUCGCCUAUUCAUUCGCGUAACCAUAACACAGGUCCUCCUCCUGUAUGUGGACUAACGAAAGGAACAGAAUUUGAACUGAAGAAAUAUGGAAGGGAUUCUCCGUUUCUCGGGAAGAAAAACUGUGAGAAGGAAUCUUCCUUCACAGAAUCUGUUCCAGAAUAUUCGAAGAAAGCCAUUAACCCCCAAUGCCUAGUUUCUACAAGUAACAUGAUUCAAAAAGAGAAGUCUUUCAACAAAUUAGUGCCUGGAUCAGAUAGUCGAAUGUCAAGAAAAAUGCAACACUAUGAAAUUGGAAAACCUAAAUCAUUUGAGACACUUACAGGUUCUUUAGAUCGCAAAAACUUCAAAACAGAUAAAAAUAAUUUCACUUCUAAAUUAUUUGUUGAAAACGGUGCUUUUAUAGACAAUGCUCACGCAAACAAACCCGAUGUUUUUACUUCCAUAAAUCUAGAAAAUAAAAGGACAGACAGUGGUAAGAAAUUUUUGAAACGCUUUGAGAUGUGGGGCUCUCCAAAGCGUUCAAAUACAUCUGAUCAAGAAAAAUCUUUAUCAAAAUCCUUUAUUUCAGGUUUUAAAAAAGAUUCUUCAAUGUUUGACUCGAAGCAGUCAUUAAACAAUCCCCAGUUGUUUAUACGGUGCAAACACUUAGUCUCUCGAACUGACCAAAAUGGCUUAAAAGAUAUUUCAAAAACCAAUAUACCUUUUUCGGAAAAUAGUCAGCUCUCAAAGUCUGAACAAAAUGCACCAGAGAAAAACCAGCCGUUGAGGAGCAAUUCGCAAAAUGCAAGGUCCCCACAGGAUAAUCGGUUACUGUGGAAUGUAUCAGAACUAAAACUAAAAUCUGAUGAUCGAGAUCCCCUCAAGGAGAAUAAAACAACAGAUGAAAGUAAUAACUUAAUGCAAGGUAAAUACUGUCAACAACUAGAGAAGGGUGAGAAUACAAGUCAAGAUGAUUCUUUUGUAGGAAAAGAAGAUCAUGAACAUUUUAAAUCAGAUAAAGACGCAGAUAUUAAUGAAAAAACAGUCAUGAGGCCAAAAAGACCUGGAUCCCUUCCAAUUCCUAGCUUAGCAGGAGUAUUCCCGCCAAUGAAUAUAAGAACUCAUCAGACUCAGUCUCCUACCGAUAGCCCUAAAUUCCCAAAAACGGAUAACUCUGGUAACAAACCAUCCACGUCAAAAGAUUCAGGUGCACCAACUCGACCAACCCUGAAUCUAAGCCUAAACCUAAACAUUGCAAAUGCUCCUAAGCGAGCUCGUCAGCAACUGGUUUUUAGCUUUGGUUGCCCAAUACUGAGUGCUGUAGGUGAAACGAUUGAUCCAAAUAUUCCCCUGGAGAGGCAGGGGUGGUAUCACGGAUCCAUAAGCAGAAUAGAUGCGGAAAAACUUUUGAGGAGUUUGAAAGAAGGAAGUUAUCUUGUCCGAAACAGCAAAAGCUCAAAAGGAAAAUUCUCCUUAUCUCUCAAGAGUGCCAAGGGCUUCAUGCACAUGAAGAUAGUACACAGUGACGAGAAGUUUAUUCUAGGUCAAUUCGGGAGGUCGUUCGAUAGCGUACCAGAGAUGGUUCAUCAUUACUCCGUGAACACGCUGCCUAUCAAAGGGGCCGAACACAUGUCUCUUCUUCACCCCGUCAUCGACCAGCUCCUGUAGACAAAGGAAAGCUAAGGUUGUAACACCAGAAAUGACGACGUGGAAAAGUUAGAGCAAGCUCUCGUCUUGAGUAACUGUCACCAGUUCAGCCUUGUCAAACAGAUUCUAGUUAGUAGAACAUACUUGAAACGGGCUUUCAGCUCAAGUUUCUUUUUACUGUCUAGAAACGCUGUAAAUUUUGUUUUCCCCGUUGUAUAACACUGUGCAGUACGAUCCUUAACUUCUUGUACAUAAUGUGCAUUAUGUCCCUACCCCAUGUUGAAUAACUCUUUGCGUUAUAUCCCUCAACAUGUUAUAUAACAUUAUACUUUAUGUUUCUCCACCUGUUGUAUAACGCUACGCAUUAUGUCCCUCCCUCUGUUGUAUAACACUAUACGUUAUGUUCCUCCACUUGUUGUAUAACGCUACGCAUUAUGUCCCUCCCUCUGUUGUAUAACACUAUACGUUAUGUUCCUCCACCUGUUGUAUGUCCCUCUUUCAUGUUGUAUAGUACUAAGAGUUAUGUCCCUCCAGGGGUUAUGGUUCUCUCUCUCUCUCUCCCAUGCUGCAUAACGCUGUGCGUUAUGUCUCUUCCCCUCGUUAGAAAAUACUUUGCGUUAUAUCUCUUCUCCCCAUAUUGUAGACUACUAUUCAUUAUGUCCCUCUCUCAAUGUUAUAUACGUAAAGACAAGGCGCAUUUUCUCAACAAUAGUCCCAAGCUGGAUAAAUAGGGCAAUUUGUACGAAAACUAACUCAGAUGGUACAUGUUGUUUCCUAAAUUGAAAAACAAACUAUGGCUUAAACUAAUUUUUGUUAAGAAACUGAAACAGUUUAUUCAUUUUAUAAGUUUCUGUUGGAAAACAAUUUUACACAUCGUACUAAAGCAGCCCUCACAGUUACAAGAAAAAAAGUUAUAUUUUACAUGAAAUGCACUUGUUUAUUAUCCAAAGAUUCGUUUAUAGAAUGUGAUGAUACCUUAGUAAAACGUAUCAUUCACGUAUGACGUAGAAGAAGAAGUAAACUUGCAGUUUUUGGUGUGUAAUAAUGCUCAUUCAUGUAUAUAUAAGAACUUUAGAUUCCUAAAGAAAGUGUCGAAACUAUCAAUGUUAAAGCACUACGUGUAAUUUAAAGUACCGCAUUAACAACAAGUUUGGGUUUUUCUCCCAGACAAACAUAGACAUACACACACAUAUGGGUGUUUCGUUGUGAAACAAUAGUUUAUAUAUUUUAUGAUUUUAAAGUCUAACUUAUAAAUUUGAUCGUGUUUCAAUCUUCCAGAAAAAUCAAUAACAUAACAGAUACUUUGUAACAUUGAAACUAGCUUUAAAAAGGCAGACAAAAUAUUGUGAGCAGUGGAUUGGUUGGUAUGCUGACCGUCUUUCAGUUGAUUAAUUAUAAACCACUUGCGUACGAUAGAUGAUUUCGACAAAAACAUAAGACAGAAAGAAAAUAAUUUACGAAAACAAAGCUGGUAUACGUUCAUUCUCAUCAUGCUCAACUUUUAUUACUAACAUUUUUGAAAAUAUAUAUUGCUACAUAUUAACAACAAUGUAUCAUUAAGAUAUGUGCGGAACAAAAAAACAUAUAGGAUGAUAGCUAAUCGAAGUUAAUAAAGUUAUGAAUAAAAAUAAACAAUACAAAUUAACCACACCUUCAAAAAAGAUUUUUCACUAAUGAUUUUGUGGUUAAAGGAAUUAAAAGUGUAUACGGUAUAUCUAUUAAAUUACAUUACCCGCUAAUUGGGCAAAAUGAGAUACUGAACUUUUCAUUUUCAUCCUUCGUGUAAUAUUUCGAAUAAAUAAAUAACAUUACGAAAUUGUAAAACAUAUCUAGGUGUUUUGAAUGUAAAAAUGAUUGACAACAAUGUUUCUUUUUUGAUCCUUAAAAAUAUGAAUUUAAUUAAUUUAUAAAGAGGGCUUUACUCUUAAGGACUAUAAGUAGUAUAUAUAUUUAUUUCUAUCGACACACACACACACACAUAUAUAUAUAUAUUGUUGUUAAUUCGAUACAUUUCCUGUAAACAUACCAUAAAAUUCUAUGGUUAAGUAUUCUUGUUAAAAACGUUAAGUUUUUAUUUGAACUUGCUUGGUAGUAAAGAUUGAUACUUUUAAACGUUUGUUUCUCUUCAAUAGAAGAAAAAUAUGGUAAAGGCAGAAAUGCUGUUACAAAAAUUAUAGAAUUAUUAAAGGAAGAAAUGAUUUUUAUUAAUAAUAAAUAUAUGUUUUUCCAGAUUAUUUCUGAAAUGAUGAUUCUCUGCUAAGAAAAGAGAAUUAAUGUAAAUUAAGAAUAUUUUGAAUUUCUUUCUUUCACCGAAAGCAUUUUUGCUAAAUGUAUUAUUAACCAGUUAAAGAUAUUGCCCGUGUCAACUUAGUUAUUUUAGAAAAAAUCAGAAUGUUAUUUAAGACAAGUUAGGCCUUACCUAGUGGUUGGCUUGCCUGGAAUAUGAAUCCAAGGAUACGUGAUUCGUAAUUCGUUGCCGCAAAGACGCACUUUGUACUUUGGGGCCGUGGAUGCAUUAUAAGAGUGAUGAUAAAAACCCCACUAUCUAACCAGACAGGGGUAGCACAAGACUAUGGAGGUUGAUGAUGGCGACUAGCUAUCCCACUAUCUAACCAGACAAGAGUAGCACAAGACUAUGAAGGUUGAUGAUGGUGUCUAGCUAUUCUACUGUCCAACCAGACAGGGGUAGCACAAGACUAUGGAGGUUGAUGAUGGUGUCUAGCUAUUCUACUGUCCAACCAGACAAGAGUAGCACAAGGCUAUGGAGGUUCAUGAUGGUGUCUAGCUAUUCUACUGUCCAACCAGACAGGGGUAGCACAAGACUAUGGAGGUUGAUGAUGGUGUCUAGCUAUUCUACUGUCCAACCAGACAAGAGUAGCACAAGGCUAUGGAGGUUCAUGGUGGUGACUAGCUAUCCCACUAUCUAACCAGGCAAGAGUAGCAUAAGACUAUGGAGGUUGAUGAUGGCGACUAUUUAUCCCACUAUCUAACCAGACAAGAGUAGCACAAGACUAUGGAGGUUGAUGAUGGUGACUAGCUAUUCUACGGUCCAACCAGACAAGAGUAGCACAAGACUAUGGAGGUUGAUGAUGGCGACUAUCUAUCCCACUAUCUAACCAGACAAGAGUAGCACAAGACUAUGGAGGUUGAUGAUGGUGACUAGCUAUUCUACUGUCCAACCAGACAAGAGUAGCACAAGACUAUGGAGGUUGAUGAUGGUGACUAGCUAUCCCACUAUCUAACCAGACAAGAGUUAGCACAAGACUAUGGAGGUUGAUGAUGGUGACUAGCUAUUCUACUGUCCAACCAGACAGGGAUAGCACAAGACUAUGGAGGUUGAUGAUGGCGACUAGCUAUUCCACUAUCUAAUCAGACAAGAGUAGCACAAGACUAUGGAGGUUGAUGAUGGUGACUAGCUAUCCCACUAUCUAACCAGACAAGAGUAGCACAAUACUAUAGAGGCUGAUGAUGGCGAUGAGCUAUCCCACUAUCUAACCCGACAGGGGUAGCACAAGACUAUGGAGGUUGAUGAUGGCGACUAGCUAUCCCACUAUCUAACCCGACAGGGGUAGCACAAAACUAUGGAGGUUGAUGAUGGUGUCUAGCUAUUCUACUGUCCAACCAGACAAGAGUAGCACAAGGCUAUGGAGGUUCAUGGUGGUGACUAGCUAUCCCACUAUCUAACCAGGCAAGAGUAGCAUAAGACAAUGGAGGUUGAUGAUGGUGACUAGCUAUCCCACUAUCUAACCCGACAGGGGUAGCACAAGACUAUGGAGGUUGAUGAUGGUGUCUAGCUAUUCUACUGUCCAACCAGACAGGGGUAGCACAAGACUAUGGAGGUUGAUGAUGGCGACUAGCUAUCCCACUAUCUAACCAGACAAGAGUAGCAUAAGACUAUGGAGGUUGAUGAUGGAGACUAGCUGCCUUCUUUCUAGUUCAUCAACUUCAAAUUAGGGACGGCUAUGCACAUGUAGGUCCUAGUGUCGUUUUGCACGAACAUCUGAAACAAAUAAACAGUAAUUAAAAAGUGUGCAUCAUAAGGAAUUAUCUAAAUCUUUAUAGUUUCGAAGCACUGUUCAAACCUGAUGAUAUGUUUAUAUAGAUUUUAAGUAUAAUAAUCAAUUUCAAAUAAUAUGGAUAUGCUUAUAGUUCAGGCUAACGUUAGCCUUUAAGUCUAGAUCGUGUAAGAGUUAUAUAUAUAUAUAUAUAUAUAUAUAUAUUGUUUAUUCAGUCAAGCUUUUAUCUGUCAAGCUAUUUUCUUCCAAUUACCCAAAUCGCCCAUUAUAUAAUUUCAUUCUUGUACGUAGUUUAAGGAGUUUAUAUAAUAUUUUCACUUACGAUUAUAAGUUUCCCCACCAAGGAAAAAUUAUUUUACACUUAGAAAGGCUAUCAACUUCUAUAAAAAUAAAAUAAAAAGUACCGUGUGCUCUGAAGUUUGAAUUGAAUAGCUUUACUGAAAAUUUAAAAUUAUUUUUCUCCUUCUAUUCCCCUUUGUCGAGUAAAGUUGUCUUAUAAUACGCAAGUAACAUUUAUUAUGGAACCAGCGAGUUAUGGAAAAGUAAGAUUAAAUUUUAGUUAAAUUAUCUCUUUUGCGAGUUUUAAGGUGAUUUAAAUAUUUUAAUAAGCAUCUAGUAACAUUCAUUUAGUGUAUAAUUAAAGUUGGAAGGCUAACCAAAUACAUCCCCAAAGAAAUUACACAUGAAAUCAUGUAUAACAACGAACUUAGUAAUUUCGUUAAACAAAUUUAAAAAAUCCAAAUUACAAAACUGGCAUAUUUAAUGACAUAAAUUAAACACUUCCAAGAAAUGAAAAAACCCGUUUUAUGUACUGGAAGUAUCGAUUUAUAUUUUGCUUCACUCUAAGUACUGUAAAAUAAAUAGAUGUUUAAGUUUGCAUAACGUACUUGGGAAAUGUUACUCAAUCCAGAAUUCGUUGAAAAUAUUUCUUGCUCAAAACUUGAAAUUCACAAGGGACACGGAAGAACAUGGCACAAACAAUUUGCAGUCAAACGUAAUUCUAAUCAAAAUUGUAGGACCAAAAAAACAUUAUUUUUUUUAAAAUAUAAAUUAAUGAUUAUAAAUUUUCUCGACAUAUCAAUAUAAAUGCAGUUUGAAAACGCAUGCUUCUUCAUGUUACUGAAGUGAAUAUUGUAUGAGUAAAUCAUGGCAUGUUGUAGACGAUCUCAGUAUUGUGCAAAAAGAAAUACUUACUAGUUAUGUAUCUUCUGUUAUAUCUGUGUUUCAAACAGGUUGCUUUCAGUAAGGACCAUUUAUGUACUUCUUUUUCAUUUUUCAAUAUUUUUAUACUAUUCAUUGUAUUGAAAUAUUAGAUAACUUAUCCUUUGAUAAAUACUUGAUUGAUUUCAACAGCUAUUAGGUUUCAAAACAUACAGAGUCAUUUCUGUGCAUACAGAAAUAAAACACACACACAAAAUAUUAACUUUUGCUUAUUUCUACAUAUCUUAAAUAAUUAAAUAGUUCCGGUUGUUGGAAAUAAAAGUCCUUACAUUAAAGCACUCGUAGCUAUGGUAACAGUGAAAUUAUAUAAAGCUGGUGAAAGAGAGACAAACGUGUGUUUGACAGGUCUUACGCUGAUAACACUCUUUUUCAUGUAAGCGGCGCAAGGUGUAGUCUGCCGUGCAUAGCGGUGAAUCCUCGACACACCAGCUUCGCGUGUCAGGCUUAUAACUAGGCACAGUGGAUCUAAGGCAUACAAGAGUAAGUACCAGGAAGAAACAAACUGUAAGGUGUUUCUUAGGGAGUAACUUAGAAACUGUAAAUUCAGAUUACCUUUUCUAUACGUAAAAUCUAUGUAAAUACAACAAUGUAUUAUUUAUAAUGUUUUUACGUAUUAAUGACUGAUUCAUCUCUAUACAACGCUUUGUACCUCUCUAUUUCGGUGGACCAGGCGUUGCUCAGUGGUUGGGUUAACCUGUCUGUGAAUUAGGUACUUCAAGAUUUGCGUCCUGUUUGUUAUUAAAAUACGAUCCUCACUUUGGUACCAUGAGUGAGUUAUAAGAGUGACGGGAAAGUCCCGAUUCACUUUUCGGAUAGACAAGAGUAGGUCAAGAGUUGGCUGUAGGUUCUAUUGACUACCUUCUUUCUAGUCCGGUAGUCCAAAUUAAGGACGGCUAUGCAUAAACAGACCUUUUGUAGUUUUGCGCGAAUAUUGUAAUCAAGCAAUCUAUUUCGGCAUUCUUAAAAAAAUUCAAAACAUAUAGAACAAUUAUGAAAACAACGAAAAAUAAAUCAUUCAAGUUUGGUAUACGUAAUGCAAUACUGUUGCUAAAAUAUUAGUUGUAAAACGUACAGCAUAAGAAAAUCAUAAUAUAAAUCCUAUUCAGACCUUUUGGAAUGACUACACAAAAUCUCCCGUAACUAGCUGGUAAAUAAUGACCAGCAAUUAUCCUGUAACACAAAACUAGCUGCAGACGUGUUUUUUUUUCAAAAUCAAUAAAAAGUUGUAACUAAACUUCUCUUUAAUUUGUAUUUCCUAUAAUGAAUUACGACGAUUCUUUCACUUCUGUAUAAGGAAAUAUUCGUAGUAGAUUAAGAACCAAGUGAAGUGGUCUACAGGUUUGUUCUUUAUAUCAAUUUAUGAAGUGCUAGGUAGAAGAACAGGACGUUAUUUACUCAUUAAACACUAGAAUUGUUGAACCUCGGAUUUUAGCCUUGUAAAGCAUUAAUACACAGAAAUUAUAGCUCUGUAUAAUAUGUAUUUGUAUUUUACACGCUGCUUUGCGUAUAACUUACUUUUGAAAAAUACGUUUUGUGAGUGUGCACUAGUAUGACCGAAUGUAUAGUUUUCGGAAUGUAUAUAAUGACAAAAACCAUACUAAGAAAAAAUAAAUAAACCAAACGACUGUGUUCGUGAAAGUAAAACUUAUGUCUCAAAUCAUACAAGAUUAAUAGAGUAUUUUUUUGUUUUUAUAAUUGGUCCAAGUUUGUGUAUGAAGGGAUUGUACGUCAUUAAUAAGGGUUUUAUAAUGGUUUUACAUGAUUGAUAAGGGCUUCACAAUGGGUCCAAAUUUGUGUAGUAUGGGGGUUUAAGUGAUUAAUAAGAGAUUCCUUUAAAACGGGUCGAAGUUUGUGUACUAGGGGGUUUUACGAGAUGAAUAAGUCCAAGUUUGUGUACAAAUGGUUUUUAAAUGAUUAAUCAGGGCGUCAUAAUGGUUCCAAGUUUGUGUAGUGAGGGGAUUUAUGUGAUUAAUAUGGGGUUUCUUUAUAAGAGGUCGAAGUUUAUGUAUUAAGAGGUUUUACGUGAUUAACAAGGGCCUUAUAACGAGUCCAAGUUUGAGUAUUAUGGUUUUUUAUUGGCAUUUAACGCUCGGAAAGGUCUAUAGAUAUUAUUUUGAAUUGUUUUAAUAAUGUGUAAUAACUAUCUAGAAAUCGUUGAUUCUAUAUAAAUUCGAUAUAUGUAAGAAACACCUGAAAAUGUACCACGUGACCAAGUUAUUAUGAAAAUUGGUUCUUUCUAAAAGUAUGUUUUAGUCAUAAUGUGUGCUCUAAAAUGAAUAUACUUCCAGUCAGUAUAUAAAAUGUUGAUUUUUUCUUUGAAGCUAUAAAAAAAUUGAGAUGAUUCAUUACCCGAAGAGUCGUAGCUGUGUGAGAUCUCACUUCACUAAGUUAGUUAAAGUGUGGUAUGACUCGUUUCAAUAAGGUAUCUGAAGAGCUGUAUGGCUCAAUAAGUUAGCUGAAGAGUCGUAGCUGUGUGAGAUCUCACUUCACUAAGUUAUUUAAAGUCUGGUAUAACUCGUUUCAAUAAGAUAUCUGAAGAGCUGCAUGACCCAAUAAGUUAGCUGAAGAGUUGUAGUUGUAUGAGAUCUAACUUCAGUGAGUUAUUUAAAGUUUUGUAUGACUCGUUCCAAUAAGGAAUCUGAAGAGCUCUAUGAUUCACUAAGUUAGCUGAAGAGUUGUAUGACUCUCUUUAAUAAGAUAUUUGAAGAGUUGUAUGAGGUCUCGCUUCAAUAAGUUACCCGAAGAGUCUAAACUUCAGAUAUCUCAAUAUAAUAUGAAUUGAGAAUUAUCAGAGCUUUUGUAAGGGACUUAAUCGGAGGUUUAUAUAUAUCAAAAUAAUUAGCAAAUCUGUAUUUGUAGGGCAUAUGAAACUUUUAUGGUAAACAACAUUUCGUAAUUUAUGUUAAGGUAAUCUUUAGGUCGUUACACAGAGUCCGAAACAUUGUGUAUCUAGGUUAUUUGGAAACUUGAUUAAAUGGAACGCAAUUUUUUGUUUUGAGUUCAUUAAGGAAUUUCUACAUUUUCAGUAAAGUUGAAGAAAGAUACAUUUCCUGUAAGGUUAAGUUCACUUGUUAAAAUUUCUGUCAUUGCUAAAGUAUUUGAAAGGUUAUUAUAUAAUUAUAGUUCGUUAAUUUACUUGGAACUCUAAUGAUGAAGAAGUGAUAAAAAACAAGCAUCUAAACAGUUAAAAUUAACUUCUUGAAACUGAGUUUCCAAGGUGAGAUGAAACUAUUUUAUUUUAAACGCCGAGAUCAUAUAAACAAAUACAUACAUGUGAAACGGAAAAUCACUGACGUGGCUGGUUAUAAGUAGUUCUAGAAUGCACUUUCCAAAUAAAUAUGGUAGAUAUAAAAAAUGUUUGUAUUAAACUUCUAGACAUACGAUAAAAACUGAUUACUUAACAAGGACACACCAGAUAUUAAAGUUUACACUCACACAUGUUAUUUCAAAGGCUACUUAAUAUACUACAGAAAUAUAUAUGUACAUGUGUAUCACUUAAACAUGAUGUCAAUGAAUACGAAGAAAAGUCAGAUUUAAUUAAUUAUUAUUAGAUAAAGUUUUACGUUAUUGUUGACAGAAGACAUAUAAAUACGCCUUGGGAAACAUUACUGACAAUUACAAAUGCCAGCCAGUUAUUUAAUAUUAUAUAGGGGGUUAUGCUUAUUGGAGUGUAAAUAAAAUAUGUUUGAGGCAGUGGGAAACAAGGUCUUCCUUUGAGAUGCGUAUAACAUUAAUAAUCACUUGUUAACAGUGCUGCGGUAUUUAUUUUAGCUGGUGUCGCAGUUUAUUCUGGUUAAUAGCGUUAUAUAUGAGUUAAACAUAUAAACGAGCACCAAUUAAUGAUAACCUGUUUUCUAUGAUCAGAGAUGAAUGCUAAUUACUGAAAGACGAACUUUGAACCAGCAUUAAGCUUCAUGAUCAGCGAAAGAAGAAAGUUAAUCUCGCAUAAUUCGCGAACAAGAGUGAAAUGUCCUUGUUUCUGCUUACACGUCAACUGAGUGCAAGAUGCGUUGGACUUAUGGAAAUAUUUGUACAAUUAUCAUUUCCACUGACUUAUUAACAUAUGCUUGUGUGUAUAUAUUGUCAUAUCAUUCAUCCUUGACUGUUGUUCUUGAGCAUUCACCAGCUUAACAUUUGGUGGUGUUACUGGUAGGGCUGAGAGUAUCGCACUCAAGCAUCUAAAAUCUAAUCUAAAGUUUCUGCUAGGUUUAAUUAAAGAUCAGUAUUGUGCAUAACCAGUGAACCCUAGUAAAAUUUGUUUGGGUCUGCAUUUCUACAUGACUGCAUCUCUCUACGAUGGGCGAUAUUUAUAUAUAUAUAGAGAGAAAAUGGGGCGGCCGUAACUACCACACAAUGGCAAGACUAUAACCCAUUAAUCUUCAAUGUUCCCUGUACUUACGUAUAAAGAGAUAGACAACUGGUUGAAGCUGUCAUCAUCUUUGUCACUAUACAAUUUGCUUAUCUAAUUAAUGCACGCAUCCUAUUAUGAAUUUAAAUAACACUGAAAUAAUCUCUACCUUUCUGAUUAUGCGUUGUUCUUUUAUUGAAAUUUGAAACAUUUCGUGAAAGAAAUAAUAUAUUCACCUUAGAAACAUGGAAGCAACGUUUUCAUGACAGCAUUGCAAACGGAGCUAUAAGAAACAUGCAAGCAACGCCUCCAUGAUAACAUUGAAAGGUGAGCUUUAUAAAACAUGAUAACAAAGUUUCCAUAAUGUCACUUAAACUGACCUAUCAACAGAGUAAAGUAUUGAAGGUUAUGUAUCCAAAAAACAUAACAAUAUUACAUUUUCGCAAAUAUCGGGGUAGUGACAACUGUUUAACGUAAGGUUUGGUUGAAUUAGGCGAAAACUUGUUUCAAGACGAACUACGUAUUUAAAUAACAUGUUUUUUUUUAAUCUGUCUGUUAUCAAUUUAAGUUACUAAAAACGUGUUUCAUCACACAGUCAAGUUUAAUUAAUUAUGAUUUUGUUGCUUUUACUUAAAUAACUACAUAUUUUCUGAUCAAUUAGGGAAAUAACGUCGGCAUUCCAGAUUUUCAUUAAUUAUAAGCAGCUUUAGACGUUUACAUAAUUUGAUAUAUUUUCUCUCAUACCUUUAUUGGAUUAUGGAUUAUUUUCUGCAUGUACCUUUGGUUUAUACAAACAAUCCUAACAAUUCAUUAGAAAGUGUUAUUCCUUUAAAGUCUUUUAAAUAUACCCAAAACAGAAGAAAUACUACAUUUUAGACAUUCAGUAUUUAAUGAACUUUCGUGAUGCUACGGAGAGUCUUUUUACUCAGAUUACAUUAGUGAACGAUCUGGAACUACUAAAGUUAAUCAUAAUUCCCUUUUUCGCAUACUCUGUUCAAUAGAACUGUAACACGUUUCCUACAAGUUUCCUAACUCAUUAAUUCAAGACAGCCCCCUGUUGUUUCAAAAGAAAGUGCACAUAAUCUUCCUAUCAUAAAUCAAUUUUGAACUCGUGACCAAUGUUACAGUGUUGCUAAGUUGGCUACAAGUCAAGUUUAAGUUUCUGCCGUUUAGAAAAAUAAUGCAAAUCUUUAAAACACCACUCAGUAAAUAAACAUUUCAAAUAAAGACAGAAGAGGGAACUAAAAUUGUGAGAGGUGCUUUGAGCUGUAUUUCUGUAUAGUGUUUUCAGUGUCCUCACUGUUUAAUAACACAAAAGCUGUUAGCCUCUUAACCUUAGCUCCUUGGAGCAGAUCAAGUUACUAUCAUUAUAUAUAUAUAUAGGUGUGUGUGCAUGUAUUUAUACAUAAUUUCUAAAAGCUACAUGCAUUUCUUGAUUUUGUUUUUAUAAAAGAAAUUACGACAUUUAAUUUAUUUCUUAGGAUUUCUGAAUAACAUUCGUUUGUGUUUUUAAUUUAAAUAAUUUAGUAAAGCCUAUAAUUUAAUCAGAACUGUUACAUGAGACUUAAACCGCACGUGUACACGUGACUGUUCUUUCUCGUUUGUUUGUUUUUUAAUUUAGUUCUGAUGUUAAUCUAAUAAUUUGAUUGUUUCUAAUUUAAAAUAACAAUUUAUUGUUAUCAGAAUGCUAACACCUGAAAGUCAAUGCUUGACUUUGUUUACUUUAUUUUGUCUCUAUGGUUAAUUUCGUUUGUUGCUAUUGAACUUUCAGACAAGUAUAUUGGAAUACCAAAGACUUCUAGAGGUUUGAGCUUGAUUAAACAAUGUAUCGUGUACCUUCGCUAAAGCCAUAUAAUUUCUUUUAGUCAAAAACUGAGGAUUCCUUCUUAAGAAAAAAUAGAAAUCUGAUUACAGCUAACAAAUAUAUUCUGGAAAAUCAAUGUUCUAGUAUCAAAAUAACUCCAACAGAGGUCGUGCUUUUUGUUAUAAAAUGUGAUCUCCUUAAUUGAGGACUUUUAUUGUUUUAUCUGUUCUCUUGACUUUAUUUUAAUUUUUUUUUGUAUUUUGUAAAGUAAACGUUGAAGGCGUUUUCGUUAAAAUAUGCCUUCUAUUCCAAUAAAUAAUAUUUUCGAGUUAAUCUGCGUUAAGUAAAAUAUUUUCAGGUUUGGGCCCCGUAAAUUAAGUAGACUCCAGUGUACCAUUUUUAUUAAGUUGAUUUAUUGGGACAUUUAAUAGGUUAAACAUAGAAAAUUAAUUAAAUUUAACACUCCAUUUCCCCGUUUCUUAACUUUGGUGUGCCACAAAUGUGAUAUAAAUAACUUCGUUGAUUAUUCCAGAUGAGGUAGUUAUAUUUUAGUUAAUAUGAAUGUUAUCCAUAUGAAGCAGAUAAUGUUAGUGUUAUAUAUGUAGCUAUAAGGAUGUAUAUUGGAUAGACAUUUAUUUAACUGUACAUAGAUAUACAUGAUCUCGGAAGCUUUCAGGAUACUUGUGUGUAUUUGUAGUUUACUGGAAUUAAACUAUAUGGAGUAUUC